CCACUGAAGUGCGUGAAUUUCAUACCAAACCCAUACUUCGCAUUCCACCUAUACUGUCAAACCGGGAGAAAUAUUACUGAAAACAAUACAGCACCAAGAUAAAUAUAACUUUAAAGCAAUAAACCUCGUCCAAUUCUAUCGGUAGAGGUGUUUGCCAAUAAAGGGAAUUGUCAGAGAGAAGCGACAGAAGUGUUUGGAGAGAUCUCUCAUCCCGUUUUCUACGUUAUCAGAAAUUGCGUAGCGUGGGGGCUCGUGGCAGGGCCCGGUAGGAGCCGGCACCAUUGCGUCCAACAAGUGGAGUGCCAACGGCAGCCCGGAGCAGGGGCUGGAGGAUGGGGGUGAUGAGCUGGACAAGGCCAUGGAUGGAGACGCCGAGGGUGUGUGGAGUCCCGACAUCGAGCAGAGCUUUCAGGAGGCACUGGCUAUAUAUCCACCCUGUGGCAGGCGCAAGAUCAUCCUGUCAGACGAGGGCAAGAUGUACGGUCGCAAUGAGCUUAUUGCCAGAUAUAUCAAGCUGAGAACAGGCAAAACCCGCACAAGAAAACAGGUUUCUAGCCAUUUGCAGGUUCUUGCCCGGAGAAAAUCUCGCGAGAUACAGUCAAAGCUGAAGGAUCAAGCGUCCAAAGACAAGGCUCUCCAGAACAUGGCAGCACUUUCCUCCGCUCAGAUCGUGUCCCCUAGUCUAAUCAAAAGCCCUCUUCCGCCUCUUCCGCAGUCCCCCUACCCCCCGUCUGCACGGUUCUGGCCGACCCCCAUCCCCGGCCAACCCGGACCCUCUGAGGAGCUGGUUCUUAGGCACAAUCCAGGAAGAAGUCCUGGGCUUGGCCGCACCAGCUACGCCAUCAAGCCAUUUGCACAAACUCCUUACCCAAACCUUUCAGGACCUGUUCAACCACCCUUAUCAUAUGAGCCCCUGGCCCCUCCUCUACCGCCGGUUGCCACUGCAGUGCCCGUGUGGCAGGAUCGAACCAUCGCCUCCUCCAAACUGCGUCUUCUGGAGUACUCUGCGUUCAUGGAGGUCCCGCAGGACCAGGACUCUUACAGAAAACACCUGUUUGUUCAGAUUGGCCAGACCAACCCCUCGUACAGCGACCCUCUGCUGGAGGCGGUGGACAUCCGACAGAUCUACGACAAGUUCCCCGAGAAGACGGGAGGACUCAAGGAGCUGUACGAGAAGGGCCCUCAAAACGCCUUCUUCCUCGUCAAAUUUUGGGCGGAUCUGAACAACAGCGGCUUUCAGGAUGGACCGGGCUCCUUCUACGGAGUCAGCGGUCAGUACAGCAGCUCAGAGAACAUGACCAUCACCGUCUCAACCAAAGUCUGCUCUUUUGGGAAGCAAGUGGUGGAAAAAGUGGAGACCGAGUACGCUCGUGUCGAGGGAGGGAAGUGUUUGUAUCGAAUCCACCGCUCUCCCAUGUGUGAAUAUAUGAUCAACUUCAUCCACAAGCUCAAGCACCUGCCUGAGAAAUACAUGAUGAACAGCGUAUUAGAAAACUUCACCAUCUUACAGGUAGUGACUAACAGGGAGACCCAGGAGACUCUUCUGUGUAUAGCGUUUGUAUUUGAAGUGUCGAUGAGUGAACACGGGGCACAAUACCACGUCUAUCGGCUCAUUAAAGACUAGCGCUCGCCGCUGCGAGACUUCGGUUGCUUUGCACAGUCCCUCCAUCACACGUAUGGUGGAAUCUGACAAAUUGUCCAAACAUCGGAGGAAUACGCCAAAAUGUUACAAAAAAACACUAAUGAUUUGCUUUUGUUCUAAACCUGGUAAAGAAUUGGAGUCUUUGAGGACAUAAAAAAUAUAGUAUUACUCUGUUUAAAAAACAAAAAAAUCUAAAAAAAACUUUUUUGUAUUUGUUUUUUAAUGCCUUAAAUACAAAAUGGGUCAUGUUGGUUUUGUUGCAUAUACAGAUCAAAGAUGUCUUUUAAGCUUUGUUGUGUCUCCACGGAGGGAAUGUGAAUGUGUUUUGAAGGGAAGGAAGGUCAUGAAAGACGAUGUGUGCCGUUUAUGCAGCAUUUUACGGUGAUUUAAGGGUGAAUCUCACAUAGAAAUCUCAUUUUACCCUAAAAUCUGAAGAAAAAAAUAUACACCUAAUAUAUACAUAUUUAAAAUAAAGAAAAUUAAGGCUAUUUUAGGACAAAUUUUGCAUGUUAUUUUCAUGAUGCACCCCCCCAAUUCUUAUUAUAACGCAAGAGAAAAUACUAUUCUCAUUACUCCAAAAUUUUUUAAAUGAAAAUUAGCACAAAUGCAAUGCUUUUCUGCAUUACAGUAAAAA
Carassius carassius (crucian carp) is the source of this 2276-nucleotide messenger RNA. RefSeq names its product transcriptional enhancer factor TEF-5-like. The transcript is spliced from 14 exons. Gene Ontology annotation, biological process: hippo signaling; regulation of transcription by RNA polymerase II; embryonic organ development. NCBI's taxonomy places the organism in Eukaryota, Metazoa, Chordata, Actinopteri, Cypriniformes, Cyprinidae. Gene Ontology annotation, cellular component: transcription regulator complex. Gene Ontology annotation, molecular function: DNA-binding transcription factor activity, RNA polymerase II-specific; RNA polymerase II cis-regulatory region sequence-specific DNA binding. Bases 359 to 1624 code for a protein of 421 amino acids. The record is from RefSeq and is a predicted model, not a curated record.